AUGUCGACACCUAUUAUAAUCGGCGCCGUAGUUACUGCUGUAGCCUUGGCUGGUAGGUUGGCACUCAAAGCUGCACAAAGUUCUAAACCGAUAGGUUCAAAAACUGUAUUUAGUAGUUCGUUGUCCAAGAAACGGCCAAUAGGAGGGUUUGACCGUAAGAUUACUAGGCAGGAAGCAAUACAGAUCUUAGGUUUACGAGAAUCUGGUAUAAAUAAAGCCAAAAUUAAAGAAGCACAUCGCCGAAUUAUGCUUCUUAACCAUCCCGAUCGUGGAGGAUCACCUUACUUGGCAAGUAAAAUUAACGAAGCUAAAGAUUUCCUCGAUAAAUCUGUACGAUCAUAG
Cetraspora pellucida is the source of this 342-nucleotide messenger RNA. NCBI's taxonomy places the organism in Eukaryota, Fungi, Glomeromycota, Glomeromycetes, Diversisporales, Gigasporaceae. The record is from the annotation of a GenBank genome assembly.